Messenger RNA from Sinocyclocheilus rhinocerous, 521 nucleotides. RefSeq names its product lysine-specific demethylase 4C-like. The record is from RefSeq and is a predicted model, not a curated record. Gene Ontology annotation, biological process: regulation of gene expression; chromatin remodeling. Bases 47 to 451 code for a protein of 134 amino acids. Gene Ontology annotation, molecular function: histone H3K9 demethylase activity; histone H3K36 demethylase activity. The transcript is spliced from 3 exons. Lineage: Eukaryota; Metazoa; Chordata; Actinopteri; Cypriniformes; Cyprinidae. Gene Ontology annotation, cellular component: nucleus; chromatin.
GUCUUUAGGUUUCUUUCCUAACAGCUUUAAAAGCUGUGAGACCUUCAUGAGACACAAGAUGACUCUGAUAUCCCCCUCUGUACUAAAGAAAUACAGCAUACCAUUUGACAAGAUAACACAGGAAGCGGGGGAGUUUAUGAUCACAUUUCCAUAUGGUUACCACGCUGGCUUCAACCACGGCUUUAACUGUGCUGAAUCCACCAAUUUCGCAAGUAUCCGGUGGAUUGAUUAUGGAAAAGUUGCUACGCAGUGUACAUGCAGUAAGGACAUGGUGAAGAUCUCCAUGGAUCCGUUUGUCAGACGAUUCCAGCCGGAUCGCUAUCAGGCUUGGACACAAGGCAAAGACUCAUGUCCAUUGGAUCACACCCUGGCCACACCCAGCACCACACCAGAGCUGCAGAGCUGGCUUCAGAGGCGGCGCAGGAAAGCGCCCUCCACCACAAGGUGUUAGCACGGUUUAACUAUGGUCAGUUUCCUCUUUCAGGUCAACUGCUGUCAUGGAGGAGCAACAGCGUGAAGAG